AUGGCAUCCCUCUACCAGACCCCCCUCGCCUUCCUCCGGCCCCGAGCCGUCCCACGGCCAUCAACAAUCGCCCGUUUCCUGGGCACCACGCGAGCUACCUCAUCCUCAUCCCCAUCCGCAUCCGCAUCCACACCCAUAUCCACACAUCUUGCGAAAUCCCCAGUCCCCUCGAAUUCCAAACCCUACCGCGUCCCCCUCACACCAUCCGAUUGUUUCCCCGUAUACCAGCUGAAGCAACGAGGCGGCAACAAGCUGCUUACGAGGGUCAAGAACAUCCAAGGCGAUAUAGCUGCUUUCAAGACGGAUUUACAGAAAUCCCUAGCUGUGGCGGAUGAUAAGGAGGUGGUUAUUAAUCAGUUGACUGGACACAUUGUGAUAAAGGGGCAUAGGAAGAAAGAGGUUACGGCAUUUUUGGUUGAGCAUGGGGCGUGGUGCAAGGAGGGUUACGAGCUUUUGUGA
Molecule: messenger RNA, 459 nt
Organism: Venustampulla echinocandica
Lineage: Eukaryota; Fungi; Ascomycota; Leotiomycetes; Helotiales; Pleuroascaceae
Exons: 2
Coding region: 1-459 (152 amino acids)
Biological process (GO): translational initiation; translation
Cellular component (GO): mitochondrial large ribosomal subunit; ribosome
Molecular function (GO): translation initiation factor activity; structural constituent of ribosome
Source: RefSeq, a predicted model, not a curated record